GGCAAGGCUUUGAAAACGCAUUCGGUCAAUAUCUCUAAAAGAAACAAAACACAUGGCUAAAGUGCUGUCCGAUCGGAUUGCCCACGCGAUUCCUGUGUGGACAGUGGAAUCUUUGCUGUCAUGUAACUCUGCUCAGGACUGUGGGGUGGACAGUACUACAUUUUAUGACAGUGAGGCCGGAUUGAGCGCCAAAGUAGGUCCUUGUAGAAAAGUAGCCCCUUGCCCAAGAAAACAGAACAGUUGGUCAGAAAACUGCUCUUAUGCUAAAAAGCAGUGCGAUGGAAAACUACUUUUCUGGCUGGGAGCAAUUGCAGUUUUAUUUACUGUCCUCGUAACCGUCGUAACAACAGUCAUUUGUCUCGCAGCUGGCGAAAUUCGUAUGACAUGGCAAGAAGAUAAACAGCCUAUAAGAGACGAUGAAGGCAUUUAUCUAGUUGAAGGAGAGAUAGUAAUUACAAACAGAAUGUUUACGAAGGACCUCUUGAAUCCUUACAGCGAAGCCUACCGCAAACUAUCUUUUUAUGUCCAGCAGUCCAUGGAUGCAGUUUUUAUUCCCUCUUUGAAGAGCUACAAUAGAACAAAAGUUACAAGUUUCAGGAAAGGCAGCGUUAUAGCUCAGUUCAAUAUUUAUUUCUCCGAGCCGAGACUAGAUGUCACAAAUGAAGUUGGAAUGGCAGUCAUACAGGCGCUUGAAAAGCAUCAUGGAUACCUACCAGGAGGAAUUCUUCAAGUGGAUAUCCGAUCUCUACAAUUUACAGGACUUCCUGGCGUCAGCACACCAGACCCACCAGAAGUUCUAAGGUUUCCAGAAAUAAAUACAGUAAAGAGCGAGAUAAAAGAAUGUGCAGGGAACUGUCAAGACGGUCAGAUUUGCAUUUUCUUAUCCCAUUCGUCAUUUUCUCGCUGUGUGAUUCCAAAGGACCCGAAGGAUCCUACAGGCUGUGGCGGAUGGUGCUCAAGUAAGAACGAGCUAUGCAGAAGAUUAGGAAAUUCCACCUAUCAGUGUGCUGAAAAUGAAGCUGCCUGCAAAGAUGGGGAAUGGCAGUGUGAUAAUGGAUUAUGUGUUCACGAGGAAGCAUUUUGUAAUGGAAAAAUCGAGUGCUAUGACAUGUCUGAUGAGAUGCAUUGCGAAUGCGGCAAAGGGCAUUUCCGUUGCGGAAACACCACGCCAUGUUUACCAAGAAGUUUAAAAUGCGAUGGUAAGGUGGAUUGCUGGGAUGCUAGCGAUGAAGUGAACUGUUCAAAAUCCUGCCCAAAAGACAAGUUUACAUGUAAUAAUGGAAAAUGCAUCGAAGUUGCUCUCUUUUGCGAUCGAUAUCCAGACUGCCUCGAUGGUUCUGAUGAACCAGAAGGUUGCAACGAACCUUGCCUAUCUACUCAAAAGCAGUGCAACAAUGGAAGAUGUAUUAGUGCUAUGGCAUGGUGUAAUGGCGUAGAUAACUGUAAAGAUGGAUCCGAUGAAACUGGGUGUGAUGCAUACAGCUUCAUUUAAACAAAAAAUACAAACCAAUGAUGAGAUCUUCUUUACUCUGUCAUACGAUUUACAUUUGAUAUUUUGCAGCCGUAUAUCAUUUCUAAAUACGGGUUUAUCAUGCUUUUAUAUGUAAUAUCUGAAUUUACAUUAAUAUAUUAUUUAUAGUAAUUUAAAAAUUAUAAAUAUAUGAGCCUUCAGGUCCAAAUUUCAAAUAUUUUACUAUUCACUUUUAAGUUUUCAUAAUGAAACAAGUACCACGUUAAAAAAUGAUUUUGAUUGCUUUUAUAUGAAGAAUCUCACUUUUGGAGGAAACUUUCAAUACAUGAACAUUUCUCCGAUAUGGAAUACGGAAUAAUUUUAAUUUCAGAACGACUUUCUCUGCCGAUAUGGGGCAGUUCUUAAAAACAUAUUAGCUGUGAUAUUACCACUACUUGGCACAAUGGACAAGUAUUUAUUACUUGACACGACGGAACGUGCUGCCUUUUUGUGCGUUGUUUUCUAACUUUUGUAAACAAUGCAUUUUAUCAACAUUUGGUUUGAAAUACUUUGCCUAAAUAUUGUAUUUUCUAGUUAGAUAAAACGUGCAACCAUUACUUUUCUGACAAAUUACUAUAAAGCACUGUAAGAUCUGACGUCUCUAAGUGAGCAGAAUGUAAUAUGGAAAAUAAUUAUUAUAAGGUUUCAAGUGUUACUAGACAGAUAAAAUUUAUUUUCAUGCUUCUUAUAUUCGUGUUAACUACAAUUAAAUAUUGAUAUUCGAGAGCGUGAAAGUGGAAAUGAAGAUAUAUUUUUAUUAAGAAUUUAUAUAAAAUGGAUAAAAUUUUCAACAGAAAUUUUGCCUUAAAAUUGUUAAAAAGCUUAGUGGAAAAGCGCUACUGUUAACCGUAUUCUAAAUAUUCUAACUGUGGCUCAAUUUUAAACAUACAGAAAAUAUUAUUCAAAGAAAUGGUGUAUAAAAGUGUAGAAUCUGUAGAACGAUUUUACCCCAUUUUUAAUGCAUUUAAAUAUCAGACAUAAGUGGAGACAAACUGUAGAACUUCAUUAAGAAAUGGCACAAAAUUUAAUCUUUCCUUAAUAUUUCUAUGACUUGAUUAAAUUGUGGAUUUUAAUGCUGAAAUGGUUUUGCUGCUUCAUUUGUAAUACACAAGGUAACAGUUUUUUAAAAAAUCACAAAUUCAGGCCUUAAAUUCAUUUUCAUUUUUCGAUUUAAUGACAAGUAAUUAUGUGAUUCAUUAGCAAUGUUCUGCACACUUUCAAACGUCACCUACAGUUCAGAAGAGAAAAAGUGAAUUCUGCCAUAACGAGAAAUCUCGUCAUACAAAGAAUUUAGAUCUGUUAUUAAGCAAUAAAAAAUUUGAUAAAAAUCUAUAAAUAUGGAAAAGCAAGUUCGUCGUUAGAAAAGAACUAAUUUCAGAAAAUACUGAAAACAGAUGUCAAAGAUGAUAACGUCCCCAACAAAGCUCACACCAGUUCAGCUGUUGGUCAGGCUAUCAAGUAGUCUACUUUCCAAUGAGUCCACUGCAGCGAACUUUUACAACUAAAUUUAUCGUGCUUGGAAGCAGUAGUCUCCAUAAUACAGUCUGCAUUGGUCGUUUCAUGCGUUACGGUUUAUAUUAGAUGAUACUAGUAUCCAGACUCUAAAAAGUAGUCAAUGUUUUACAACUAUUUAACUGAGCUAGAAGCGUCUACUCUAUUCUGUUGUUACAAUGAAAACCUAAAUGCGUACCGACUACCACGCUUAUUGACUGAAUAAGCAGCCACACUAUAGGAUGGUCAGAAAGGUCUCUUUACGCAUACAAUUAUUUUAUUAUAAUUUUAAUAACACUUACAGUUAUUUGUCCAGUCAUCUGUGGGUGGACCACCAUUAUCCCUGCACAGUUUGAUUCGCCUUAAUGUCCUCCUACUCAUCUGCUUUAGCAGCUGCGGUGUCACAUGCUGGAAGGCUUCAAGCACACUUGUCCGCAAAGUAUCAUUGUCCAAAUAUAGCUUCUUCCUGACUUAUGAUUUCAUGAUCUCCCACAGGAUAUUGUCCGUCUUAAGUUCGAGGCGGUCAAGGAUAAGGGACUGGUGAAUUUGGGAAUCGAUAUCCUAUCCACGUCCAGGGAAUAGUUCACUCAGGCGUUUACGAACGGCAAAUGCGAAAUGAUAUGGAGCUACAAAAUUAAGGCAUCAUAAAGUCUACUUCCCGGGCAGUCACUUGGCAUUCCCGUUGAAAUUCACGUGAAGAGCACUGUUGCCGUAUGAAUGGUCAGAAUCGGAAGUUCAGGUCUUAAAUCCCUUACCUUUAUAUGCAUUUAGUAUUUCAGGUUUAAAAGGACUUUUUGGCUAACUGUAUAUUUCAGUAAUAUGCUGCAAUCAUCAAAGACAGCGGACAUUUUAAAUUAGGAGCUUUCUGAAAUCGUGCUAAACAAAGGAGGACCCACCUCUACUUACGCAGAACUUCUGAAAAAUACUUUUGAUUCUGAUAUCUUCUAAUCACUUUGUUUUUGUCAAUAACUGAGACACUGUAUCAUUUCGCAAAACCCUGUGCAAGAUGGCCAUGGUGUCAUUUUCAGAUGUUCCUUGGGCAUAUUUCCAACACUUUUAUUCGCCAUGUACUAAGUUUAAAAUUAUCAUCAUGGACUUCUUCAUAAUCUGGAGGGAUCUGAUAAUCCAAUGGCUGAUACAGAAGCUGAACACUGAUAUUGUGUGAACCCAGACGCACCAAAGCGUAGAUACUGAUCACGCCGAUAUAACUCUUUAUAAAUGAUGUGACUCUAUAUAUCUACAUCAUACUUUUACAUAUCAAUUAUGACAUUGCUAUAGCAGGACAAUUUUUAACACGCCAUACAAUUAAAAGCAGUUACUGAUCCUGCUAUUGUAAAUGUUAGAAUCCUGAUACAAUCAAGCUGAAAAAAUAUUAGCAUUUACGGUCUUAAAAGCGUCCCAUUCUUUUCACUGGCAAUAACUUCCAUGCUUAUGCUUCCCACCUGUUAAUGUUUGAGCAUUCAAUCAGAAGCUGCUUUGAGUAGUUAAAAGAAAUCAAUAAGACUAUUACCAGCUGCAUUUAUUGAUUCUUGCAAACGACCAUUUUCAUGCCAACGUUAGUGCUUGAACGCAAUCUUCUACAGUUAACGGAAUAUGAUGCAGGCAAGUAAUCACUACCUUCAAUUGUGCUGCAGGUACAAAGAAGAAGAAUGUUUUUGGAAACGUGAGCAUGAACCUGUGCAUUACCUGAUGCUUUAUGACUACUGGCAAUUAACUCGACAUAAUGGUUAACUAUAUGCCUAAGAAAUGUUUCGCUGAAACCUACCUUUGAUAAAGAAAUACCGCGAGAAGAAAAAAAGCGUGGACUACUAGACAGAAAUUGCAGUUUUCGAAGACCUUCGAAACAUUAUCAUGCGUUAAAAUGCCUUCUUGUACCAGACGUCUUUCUGCUUGAAAAUUUGAAAAUGUUUUUCAUCUAUACAAUGUUGCAAUUUUGAUAAAUUGUGAAAUCUUGAGAAAGUAUCACUUAGCAUUAUAAGUGUUCCAUUUUAUGCUUUCAGAUGUUAAGAAUCUGUUAUUGUAUAAGAAAAGUUGGCUUCAUUAACAAAUAAUCUCAUUGCUUUAGAAGUAUUGUGACUUGACUUGUAAUCUUUUUGAGUUUAGAAUCACAUCGUUUCACAGAAACUGAUGCAUAUUAAAAAAACCUGUGAUAAUUUCAUGAGCCAUCAUGCAUCUUUUUUUAUUCUAAAUACUAAAACUCUUCUUGCAUUCAAAUCUUGUAUAGUAAACUCAAAUUAUCUGAAAAUUCAAUUAUCCGGAUCUUAUGUCCGUUAUUAAUUUAUGUACGUGUUUUUAUUUUUCCUUCCCUUUAUUUAAAUUACGUAAAAAUAAUUCAGUACGGUACAUAUUUUUCAGAAUAUGAUAAAUUAAUUUAGAUGUAUGAGUACGACAUUAAAUUGACUUGAAAUACAGGGUGUUUAUAAAGUCCCGGAUCCAUUUUGAUGUUUAAUAACUCAUAAAAUAAUAAAGAUAGAUUAAAAUUAAUAACAUAAAUGGUCAGAUAGACUCAACAGUUUCAUGUUCCCUGUCAUGAAAUUCCACGGUGCCUUCUUCGUCGCACGGAGAUAUCAAGUC
Messenger RNA from Stegodyphus dumicola, 5575 nucleotides. RefSeq lists its product as uncharacterized. Lineage: Eukaryota; Metazoa; Arthropoda; Arachnida; Araneae; Eresidae. The record is from RefSeq and is a predicted model, not a curated record. Gene Ontology annotation, molecular function: protein binding. Gene Ontology annotation, cellular component: signaling receptor complex; plasma membrane.